AUGGGAGUUUCACAAUCAACAUUUAGUUCUCUCCCUAAGUGUGUUUGCGACAAUCAACUAUCAAUACAUGAGGAAAACAUGGAUGGAGAGGCUCACUGGAUUGAAAGUUCUCAGAAAUUCUGCCCUCAAUGCAAACGCCUGUUGAAGAAGCAACCACUCAGAAAACAUCAAUCCUUCAGCGACUCACUUCUUCAGAAAACAGAAUCUGCAUCUAGUGUAUAUCUCUCCUCAUCUAAAUCCCUUCCUUCUGUGAAUAGAAAUGGUCAUCUCGUGCCGAGUACUCCUCCAAAAUCUGCUUUAACAAUCAAGCUAUCUACACUUGCUUCAUCAGACGAUAAUCGGCCUGUAACAUGUCCUUCCACUCCGCCAAAACCCUCCAAGCUCUCGACAACAACUUCCUCCCCAAUGACCUCUCCAAAUUUCCCAUCAUUAAGAGGAAGUAGUUUUACUUCCCCACAAUCUUCUUCCUCCUUUGAUCAUUACUCUUUUCAAACUAAAUUAGCCAGGUCUUCGAGUAAGAACCUGAUGCUCCUAGGUGCAACACCAAUUCCCAUUGUUAAGGUAAAGAAAAAGCCUUCGUGUCACUCGUUACCAACCUUUUCACCUCCCCUCAGUCCACCAAAGUUGGAAAAACUUGAACCACCCUCAAUGGAAGAUGUUCAAAAGAUUGCUCUUAAUCUUGGAACAUCUUUUCCAAAUCAUGGCACAAAAUCAUUUCCAAUCUAUAUUUUACCACCACAAGAAGCACCAGAAUAUUUCAAUCCUAAAGGUAAAAAGUUAGGUGAUCAUCGAUCUCAAAUGGAAGAUAAGCAAUUGAAACGAAGAUUCAGAAGAGUAAUUGUUCAGUGA
Naegleria gruberi is the source of this 849-nucleotide messenger RNA. RefSeq lists its product as uncharacterized. The record is from RefSeq and is a predicted model, not a curated record. Bases 1 to 849 code for a protein of 282 amino acids. Lineage: Eukaryota; Heterolobosea; Eutetramitea; Acrasida; Naegleriidae. The transcript has a single exon.